AGUCGAUGUCAAAUAUGACAGUAACAUAACCUCAAAAAUUGUUGUGUCUGUGAAAAUCCGAGGGCAGUUUUUGUAGAGAGUUUUUGGAUAGUAAAAUGCACACUGAGAUGAUGUCGCAUGGUUUCGAAGAAAAUCCACCGUCUGUAGCAACACACAAUGCCCUUGAGCAUUAUGUGGCAUUGGCCAAAAUGGCCAAAGGAGCCGCUUGCUUGGAUCUCAUCCAUCAAGUUCUGGAAGCUCCCGGUGUGUAUGUUUUCGGAGAGUUACUGCAAAUUCCCAGCAUUAUGGAGCUGGAAGGAGGACAACAUGUGAAAUAUUUCAAUGCUCUGAAUCUCUUCGCUUACGGAACUUUCCGGCAGUACCUGGAGAAAAAGGAUCAAGUGCUAGAGCUCAAUACUACGAUGAAAAAGAAGCUCCAGCACCUCACAAUUGUCACACUAGCCAUCCAGAAUAAAUGCAUCCCCUACCAGACACUCCUGACUGAGUUGGAUAUCUCGAAUGUCCGGGACUUGGAAGAUUUAAUCAUCGAGGCAAUUUACGCAGAUAUCAUUCAUGGCAAACUGGAUCAGAAGAAUAGCCAAUUAGAAGUAGAUUAUGCAAUUGGUCGUGAUAUCCGUCCGGGAGAUAUAAAUCAAAUAGUUGGGACUCUCCAGGAAUGGUGUGACUCCUGUGCAGCUGUCCUUAAUUGCAUCGACACCCAAAUCCAUCGGGCAAAUAGCGAAAAAGCCCGUACUAUCAAGCACAAAGAGAAGAUUGACCAAGAAAUUAUGAACCUGAAGAAGGCCAUCAAAUCGCAGACUAUCGACUGCGACGAAGCUAUGCCCAUGGAAAUGAGAGAGCAGAGUAGCCAAGAAAUGAGGAAAAAAUCUACCAAGAGCAAACCUGGCAAAUCCAGUGGAAAGUCAUGGUUCAAAAACUUCAAUUGAAUUCACUUUAUUACAAUUUUUAAAUGCGCUUAUUAAACUUGAAUUUCUUGAAAAAAAAA
Molecule: messenger RNA, 985 nt
Organism: Phlebotomus papatasi
Lineage: Eukaryota; Metazoa; Arthropoda; Insecta; Diptera; Psychodidae
Gene: CSN7
Product: COP9 signalosome complex subunit 7
Exons: 3
Coding region: 96-926 (276 amino acids)
Biological process (GO): COP9 signalosome assembly
Cellular component (GO): COP9 signalosome
Source: RefSeq, a predicted model, not a curated record